GUCCUAAUGCGCAAGGUAGACCAUUUCCACCGGAACACCAGUUUAUUACAUCCACACCACCAUGAAUCCGCUGACGAAGGUGAAGCUCAUCAACGAGCUGAACGAGCGCGAGGCGAACCUCGGGGUCAACGAGUCCGUGUCCUGGCACACCGAGUACAGGGACAGCGCCUGGGUCUUCGUCGGAGGUUUUCCCUACGAGCUGACGGAGGGAGACAUCAUCUGCGUCUUCUCUCAGUACGGAGAGAUCGUCAACAUCAACCUGGUGCGGGACAAGAAGACGGGCAAGUCCAAAGGUUUCUGCUUCAUCUGCUUCGAGGACCAGCGCAGCACCAUCCUCGCCGUCGACAACUUCAACGGCAUCAAGAUUAAAGGCCGGACGAUCCGCGUGGACCACGUCAAAGACUACCGUCCUCCCAAAGACACGGAGGACAUCGAUGACAUCACCAAACACCUGAGGGAGCAGGGCUGCGCCCCCAACACCGCCCCCCCGCCCGCCGCCGCGUCCUCGGAGGAAGAGGAAGACCAGUACGACGUCCCCGUGAAGAAACCCAAAAAAGACAAAAAGGAGAAGAAGAAGAAGAAGAAAGAGAAGAAGGAGAAGAAGAAGAGGGAGAAAGAGAGGGCGUCCUCCUCAUCAUCAUCUUCACCUCCUCCUCGUCCUCGUCUUCUUCCUCCUCCUCCUGCCGUCAGGGUCAAAGAGGAGAAGGAGGACGCCGCCUACGACAAGUACAACCAACGGGGGGCGCCACCGCCACCACCGGGAGAGAACGGACAGAGAGCAAGGGAGACAGACAGGGACAGAGAGGAAGACAGGAGGAGGGAGACAGACAGGGACAGAGAGGAAGACAGGAGGAGGGAGACAGACAGGGACAGAGAGGAAGACAGGAGGAGGGAGACAGACAGGGACAGAGAGGAAGACAGGAGGAGGGACAUGGACAGGGACUAUGGGAGGAAAAGAGAGUUUGACCGCGACAGAGACGGUGAGAGAAGAAGAGAGACAGACAGAGAGAGAGACGGUGAGAGGAGACGGGAGGUUGACCGGGAGAGAGACAACGACAGACGAAGAGAGACAGACAGGGAGAGAGACAACGACAGACGAAGAGAGACAGACAGGGAGAGAGACAACGACAGACGAAGAGAGACAGACAGGGAGAGAGACAACGACAGACGAAGAGAGACAGACAGAGACACGGACAGAAGACGAGACGCUGAGAGAGACGGCGGUAGAAGACGAGAGACGGACAGAGACGGUGAACGGAGAAGGGAGACAGACAGGCGUAAACACUGAGGCGUGACCCGCCCUACUCGGCCAAUCAGAGGCAGAGUAGAGCGAACCUUACCUGGCGACAGAUGAUGUAUAAAGAUGUGAAUAUUAAAACACGAAUAAGUAAUUUUACACCAUAAACAGAUUGUUAAAGUUACCGCAAGGACCUUUAAUCUGCAGCAGCAGACUCCUUUUAGAAAACCUCUACUUAAACUGCAGCAGGUCCGACAGUCGGCCCCACUCAGUCCUGGUUCUGGUUCCACCCGUGCCCCCUUUCCUUCUACCGGGCACAACAAAACGUUGUGGGCGUCCGGCGCCAGCAGCCCGUUACACCAACAUUUAACUAAAAAAUAGUCGCCCGUGAAACCGAUCUCUACUAGGUGUUGGGAUUCUCCUUCACAAACAAACAUUUUAAAAGUUCCCCGCCAAAGUUGGUGUUCAGGUCGUCCUGGACCACAUGGAGGAUCCCCCAGUCAGCCGGUCCGGAUUAAAACCAGACGGUUUCACAACCAGUUGACUACGUUCCUUGUAGUAACUUUAACUAAAGAAUAAAGUGAAUGGAAUAUGACAUUCACCUGUUAAAGAGAAACUUUUACAUUAAUGUUCCUCUCAGUUUUGUGUUAAAUGUUUCCUUAAAUGUCAGAAAUGUUUGAGUUUUGUAAUAAAAACAAAAGUCUUAAA
Molecule: messenger RNA, 1945 nt
Organism: Centropristis striata (black sea bass)
Lineage: Eukaryota; Metazoa; Chordata; Actinopteri; Perciformes; Serranidae
Gene: rbmx2
Product: RNA binding motif protein X-linked 2
Exons: 6
Coding region: 62-1288 (408 amino acids)
Biological process (GO): mRNA splicing, via spliceosome
Cellular component (GO): catalytic step 2 spliceosome; U2 snRNP; precatalytic spliceosome
Molecular function (GO): RNA binding
Source: RefSeq, a predicted model, not a curated record